Sorex fumeus (smoky shrew) is the source of this 942-nucleotide messenger RNA. Its product is annotated as olfactory receptor 51V1-like. Gene Ontology annotation, molecular function: olfactory receptor activity; G protein-coupled receptor activity. Gene Ontology annotation, biological process: G protein-coupled receptor signaling pathway. Gene Ontology annotation, cellular component: membrane. The transcript has a single exon. The record is from RefSeq and is a predicted model, not a curated record. Bases 1 to 942 code for a protein of 313 amino acids. NCBI's taxonomy places the organism in Eukaryota, Metazoa, Chordata, Mammalia, Eulipotyphla, Soricidae.
AUGUCUACUAUUUCUGCCUCCAUGAUCAAUUCCUCCACAUUCCUUCUCAUGGGGUUUCCUGGUCUGGAGCAGUACUACCCCUGUAUUUCAGUGCCUUUCUCAUUCGUCUAUGCUCUGGUUUUCCUAGGAAAUUGCAUGGUGCUCCAUGUGAUCCGGACUGAGCCAUCAUUGCACCAGCCCAUGUUCUAUUUUCUGUCCUUUUUGUCCUUUACUGAUCUAUGCAUUGGACUAUCCACUGUACACACAGUGCUGGGAACCCUAUGGGGGAUUAACCAAGAGAUUCAUCUGAAAGCCUGCAUAUCCCAGAGUUAUUUUAUCCAUUGGCUCUCAUUUACAGAAUCUGGAAUCCUUCUGGCCAUGGCUUUUGAUCGCUUUACUGCAAUCUGCAAUCCUUUGAGAUAUAACACCAUAUUGACUAACAGAAGAGUUAUUCAGCUUAUGAUGACCAUUGUGAUGAGAAGCACUUUGGCUCUUCCUCCUAUCAUACGACUGAAGUUGUUCAUUUACUGCCGUCCACACAUCCUUUCUCACUCUUUCUGCCUGCAUCAGGACCUGCUGAGGUUGGCCUGCUCUGACAUCCGCUUCAAUAGUUACUAUGCCCUGGCUCUAGUCAUUUAUACUUUGUUGCUGGAUUCUGUCCUUAUUCUCAUCUCCUAUAUUUUUAUCUUGCAUACUGUACUGGCAAUUGCAUCUCCAGAAGAGAGACUCAAGUCUUUGCAGACCUGUGUUUCCCACCUCUGUGCUGUACUAGUCUUUUAUAUUCCCAUCAUUGGUCUCACCAUGGUCCAUCGCUUUGGAAAGCAUCUCUCACCACUGGUGCAUGUUCUUAUGGGCAACAUCUAUAUUCUCUUUCCUCCUCUCAUGAAUCCAAUCAUCUACAGUGUGAAGACCCAGCAGAUAAGGAGCAGAAUGAAGAAGUGGUUUUCCUUAAAAUUCUUAUGA